UCUUUGAUUUCUUCUUGUUUUUGAAUUGGGAAUGCGGAGUUAAUACUUUGAGAUUAUGGAUUGUGGUCCUAGAGAGAAUGUUGUUUGCUCGGAAUCCAUUAAUGGCGGUCGGGAUGUUUGGAGUUCCAAAGAUUCUGCUUCUUCUGCUGAUCAUCUUGUCGUUAUGGCCAACGGUAUCCUCGGACGUUCAAAAGACUGGAAGUUUGCAGCUGAGCAGUUUGCUAGAAUGCUUCCUGACAAAGUGAUUGUUCAUUGUAGUGAACGCAAUGAGUCUAAGAUGACGUUAGAUGGUGUGGAUGUUAUGGGCGAGAGAUUGGUUGAGGAGGUUGUUGAAGUAAUUAAACGGAAGCCACAUGUACGGAAAAUUUCUUUCAUUGCACAUUCUAUGGGAGGUUUAGUGGCAAGAUAUGCAAUUGGGAGACUGUAUAGACCUCCUAAGACAGAACCUGUGGAGGGUGCACGUUGCGAAGAUUCAAGAGGCACUAUCUAUGGUUUAGAGGCAAUGAAUUUUAUCACUGUUGCUACGCCUCAUCUUGGAUCUAGGGGCAACAAACAGGUUCCAUUUCUUUUUGGUGUAUCUGCAUUUGAGAAAGCUGCAUGUCUUAUUAUUCAUUGGAUAUUUGGGAGAACUGGCCGACAUCUUUUUCUUACCGACUUUGAGGAAGGGAAACCUCCAUUGCUUCAACGCAUGGUGGAUGAUUGGGGUGACCUUUAUUUCAUGUCUGCACUUCGUGCAUUCAAACGGCGGGUGGCAUAUUCCAAUGUUGGCUAUGAUCAUAUUGUGGGCUGGAGAACAUCAUCAAUUAGACGUGAUAGGGAACUGCCAAAGUGGGAGGAUUCUCUUAAUGAGAAGUAUCCACAUAUUGUGUAUGAAGAAUACUCGGAAGCAAAAGAUGGUGAGCAGCCCAUCUCAGUGGAAGAUAAAGGUUCUGAUAUGCUUGAAGAAGAGAUAGUGAGAGGUCUCUCUCGUGUGACAUGGGAGAAGGUAGAUGUUAGCUUUCACAGCAGUAGGCAGAGAAAUGCUGCACAUAGUAUCAUUCAGGUCAAGGAUCACUUCAUGCACUCAGAAGGUGAAGAUGUUAUACAGCACAUGAUAGACCAUUUCCUUACAUAGAAGUCGAGCAACUGUAAACUAUUAGACUGCUCGUGGUGUUAAUUCCAGAUCAUUUCAACGAUUGUUAGAUCUGGUGAACUGCUCUCUCUCUUGGACUCUUGGUCCCGGUUUGAAGAGCAUUCUGUUCUACCAGAAGCUCUUGUUGUCCCAGGUUGAAGGCCAUCUAGUCUCAUGCUAUCAUAUGUUCUGAGGGAAAUAAGAAUAUGAAAUAAAAUUUUGCUGAUUCAUUAUUUGUUGUAUUGUGCAUGUACAUGAAUAUGUAUCUGUCAAUAAGCGCACAUGCUAUUUUCAAAUGAGAAGGAUCAGGCUCUGCAAGGCUGUUUGAUCAAAAGUUCCCUUAGGUAUCCAAUCAAAACAUUUAUGUUUGCCAUUCUAUGGAAAUCCAAG
Telopea speciosissima is the source of this 1501-nucleotide messenger RNA. RefSeq names its product lipid droplet phospholipase 1-like. Lineage: Eukaryota; Viridiplantae; Streptophyta; Magnoliopsida; Proteales; Proteaceae. The transcript has 10 exons. The record is from RefSeq and is a predicted model, not a curated record. The coding region runs from base 56 to 1114 and encodes 352 amino acids.